Molecule: messenger RNA, 2217 nt
Organism: Sciurus carolinensis (gray squirrel)
Lineage: Eukaryota; Metazoa; Chordata; Mammalia; Rodentia; Sciuridae
Gene: C15H18orf63
Product: chromosome 15 C18orf63 homolog
Exons: 12
Coding region: 1-2217 (738 amino acids)
Source: RefSeq, a predicted model, not a curated record
AUGAAUGAAUCUAGGCAGCAGUCACUGUUCUUCAUGACACUCCCAGAUAUGCACAAACUCUGUGCUGUCCAGAUAAUAUUGGGUGGCAGGAUGGCAGAUACUGAGAUUAGGAGUAUACAAAUGAAGAUGUGCAGGCAAUUACUGUUUUUGCAUGAAGAUAUUCUUACAUCACCUGUGCCUGGAAUACAAAACCAAAUUUGGGUGGUGAUGGCGAUACCAUUUUUAAAAACUGGGAAACUUAAUGCCUAUAUUGAAAAUUAUGGAGCUAAGAUGGAGGCUCCACAAAGAGUUAGUCCUGCAAUCCUUCAAAACUGCCUUUCAUAUUCAUUCACGGCUAGACUUGCACCAGCCUGGAAUAGAACUGGUCAUCUCUUGGUACAAGGAAGGGAUUUUCUUUCUCAAAUGGGAAAGCAAAAUGCUGUUGUAUUAGACAUCAAUGUAACAGAAACUCAAGUUUGUCUAAGUAUAGAAGUUUUCACCAUCAGACUGCCACCACCUGAGCUAAAGGAGUUUGAUAUUUCUCAGAGUAUCAUAGAGAAUUUUCAUUCUAACAAGAAUGCUGUCAUUGAGAGACAUUCCAUUUUGAACAACUGGUGCUACAUUUUGCCAAGUAUGAAAAUGGGACAAAUAAUAAAUAUUCUUCAUGUCUCACCCCCUGACUGUCCAUUUCACUCAUUUGAAGAUUUCCAGAUGCACUGGAAUGACCUGUAUGGCUAUAAACUUCCAGAAGAGUGUGAAAAUGUUAAAAUAUAUUGCAACAUCUACUUCAAAAUGAUCGGAGAAAGAACCUUCACAUACCCUCUCAGUUGCAUAAGAAGUCAACCUAUACAGUUCUUUCCAAGGGUAGACUUGGAAGAAGUAUUGAAAAGUUUUCUUUCAGAUUUAAAGUCUAAACUGCCCCAGAUAUGUGGAUUUCCUAUAAAGAUGACAAAUAAACCAUGCUACUGCACACAAGAAUUAACCAAACCCCUUAUCCAGGAAAACAAAGUCAAACCGCCCAAUUUGACUACUAAAAAACGGUUCAGGGCUUCUCUGACUCAAGCCUCUUCCUUAAAACCUGCCCAGGCUCCCAGUCUUCCACCGUGUUCGGUAGCCGCAGACCACAAGGUGGAGCUUUCCUUCAGCCAGCCACAGUGUGGCCCUUCGUCAGCGCUGCGUGGCCAGCCAGAGUCUGCGCAGGGCAGAAAGCCAUCCUUUCCUCACAAGGUCCCACAACUAUGUUUGAAAGAGUCAAAACUCAACAGAGGAGACACUCAAGUUCAGCAAACAAGUCUUAGCUCCCAAAGUAACAUCACCCCUAAAUUCAUACCAAUUUUCAAAAGUAAAAUGUUACAGACAAACAAAAAUAUCUCAGCACUUGGCAAACCGAAAAUGAAACAGCAUGUUUUUACAGAAUCUAAAUUGUUUUCACUUAAAACUAGUAUAAUUGAGGAUGACAAACUAAAUUUAGGUCCAACUGUUAAAAAGAAACCUAAUAGUAACAUUCAGAUAUAUGCUAGAAAUUUAAAUCAGAAGAGCUCCAGAUCUCUGCAAGAAAUAAAUACUGAGCCCUAUGAAAACAUGACAAAAUAUCCCUCUUCUAAAGGAAAAUCAAAUGAAAGCAAACAACUGACUAAUAGUGAGGUGAUGAUAAAAAACUCUGUUAACUUUUGGGAAAAAGAAAAUUUAACAAGUAAAUGUAUAACACAAAUUUUAGGGAAAAGCUACAAGUUACUAAAACUGGAAAGACAGCCACACAUUUUUGAAUCAGACAUAGAAACUAAAGAUCCCCAACUACAGCAAAAAUCAGCAAAUGAAAUUACAGAAGUCAAUGUAAGUGACUGCAGGUCGAUAGUAGGCAGAACAGCCCACAGGUCUAAAAGAAAAUUAUGUCUGAAGCCUUCAGACACCUCCAAGAAGCAUCGUUCCAGUCCUGCUCAUUGUGGGCAAUCCAGUUCUUCUAGGAACCAGACCGGGAAGCGGAGGCACAGCACAGCAGUGGUGACGGUGACCUGCGUCCCCUGUGCCCUCUACGCCUGGCUGUACGCCUCAGACCCCUGCAGGUCUAGGAGCACCAGAGCCUGCUUCACAGGCCAAAGCCGAGACCGCAGGAGUCUGCGUUGCCUCCAGGUUAACCUCCAGCCAGCAGAAGCCUUCGCCGACCUGGCCUCCAGGCCGGCUGUCCCCGGACCUGUCCAUGCGCGUGUCUACCUGAGCCCAAGCCCAGGACAGCAGUGA